Messenger RNA from Ilex paraguariensis (yerba mate), 504 nucleotides. Lineage: Eukaryota; Viridiplantae; Streptophyta; Magnoliopsida; Aquifoliales; Aquifoliaceae. The record is from the annotation of a GenBank genome assembly.
AUGCAGCCGAGUUCUGAAAACCCCCAUGGAAAUUCAGAUGAAACAAUGUCAAACAAUCAGGUUGAAGAUCUGGAUACCGAUGAAAACCCAGAUUCUUUCCUAGAUGGGUCUGUCAUGGAGAAGAUCCUCCAGAGGCGAAGCUUGCGCAUGCGAAAUAUGCAGAGAGCUUGGUUGGUAAGGAAAUAUUCGCCCGGUGCUCCUCGGCGUUGGAUGUACAGAGAAAACAGAUUGGCCACACUCUAUCUCCCUUCUGGUUUGAAUGAAGUUUCAGCCGGACCUGUUGCUUCUUGUGACCAGAAUGACUUGAUGUGGGUACAGCCUGGAGAUAUAAAUGGUUUGAAGGGGCAGCUGGUAAAGUUGCUUGAACUGUCAGGAGGAUGUCUGUCUCUUACUCGUGUACAUGCUGAGUACCAGAAAAUUUUUGGGAGGCCUCUUUACAUUUCAGAAUACGGGGCAGUCAAACUUGUGAAUCUUCUCAAGAAAGUGACGCCCUGGUUUUGGUAA